This is a messenger RNA of Cotesia glomerata, 673 nucleotides long. It is a transcript of the gene Mpp6, whose product is annotated as M-phase phosphoprotein 6. The coding region runs from base 192 to 644 and encodes 150 amino acids. Lineage: Eukaryota; Metazoa; Arthropoda; Insecta; Hymenoptera; Braconidae. Gene Ontology annotation, biological process: maturation of 5.8S rRNA. The transcript is spliced from 3 exons. The record is from RefSeq and is a predicted model, not a curated record.
UUUUGACUCGGUGACAUGUGACUCGUUGAAGUACAUAGUAAAUGGAGUAAAGGUUAUAAUCACAUUAUUUGCUUAAGAAUUUAACCGAAAAAAUAUUAUUAUUAAUAUUUAAAGUUUUAAAUAAUUAUAAUUAAAAUUAAAAUUAAUUAAGAAUCUAUAAUAAUAACUUUAGAAACUAUUAACAAACAAAAAUGGAGAAGGUACAAUUGUCUAAGAGUAUUUUACAAAUGAAGUUUAUGAAAAGAACAAAAGAGAAGGUUGACAAAGAAAAAUUUCAAAUGGAAGGAGAAGAGUAUUUUGAAAACCAAUUGACGACAAAAAUGAAAAAAGAAUCUGGGAAAUAUGUUAUGGAAUCAAGUUACGUGUUCUGUGAACAAUUAGUAGAUGGAAGGCUCAGUUUUCGUGGAAUGAAUCCUGAAAUUGAAAAAUUAAUGGAGCAAGAAAAUAACUUGAAAAAUUUAAAAGAAGAGAUAAAACGAGAAACAGAAGUUUCUGAUGAACAAAUGGCGAAACGUUUCAAGUCGUCACAAGUCAAGACAAUGGGAAAAAAAUUUCAAACUAAAAAAAAUCGUCAUAUAAGAUUUCCAUCUGACGAUGAAGAUGAAGUCAAAAAUAAAAAUGCUUUUUUAAAACCAAAAGAUUAAAUAUUUCUUUUAAAUCUAACUUUACGUCA